UAACGGUUGAAAAAAAAGAGUCCCGAGUGUCAGCGGCUCUGCGGCGGGUGUUUGAAGCUCGAGGCCGCUUGUAGUUUGGUUGUUUGUGUCCGUGUUAUUGACGUUAGCAUCCAGUCAGCGUCUCUCGGGUAAUGAAGCGCACCGUUGCCCCUGUAGGUUGUGUUCGUGCCGUUAUUAUCUUUAGUAAAGACCCUUUCAGCCCGUGAGUUCAGGUGACUGCAACAGGAAUGACCACUUCACAGAAAUGCCAGAACCCCAAACUUGCAGUAGGGCACUCUGACACGGAAUGGCUGACACCUGCUGUGUCUGAGAAGUUCCAGAGCCGUUUUGGCUGGCGGCUCAGCACAGCGGACAGUGGGGACACGGGACUGGGUACCUCUGACCACACUGAAGAUAUCUGCAGCACUAGCAGCAGUCCCUCUUUCCAGCCCAUCCGCAGUCAGAUCCCUAUCCCCACUGCCCAUGUCAUGCCCUCCACGGCCGGAACUCUGACCUCCAAGCUCAAGCCACGUGCUUCUGAAGAGGCCCGGGCUUCCUCCAGCUCUUCUAGCUCCAAGUCAUCCCUCCCCAAAUCUGCAUCCUCCCCCAACCUGGACGCUCAGCACGAUGGAAAUUUAGACGCAACUGCGGUCAAGCCUGAUUGCCUGAGCCGAUACCGCAGCCUAGUUAAUGGCCUCGAUCACUCGCUCUUCCCCUCUGGAGAUCAGACGCGGCUGGAUGAAGCCCAGAAGUUUGAUGUACCUGCCAUGGAGCCAACGCUUAAUCAGUCGGCUCUGCUUGGGGGACUUUGCCAUGAUGUACGGCAGCAGCUGCAGAUGACCGGGUUUGCGGACAAUACAGGCUUGCUAGAACAGACCUAUAAAGUCCUACCAGAGUCUAGGGCAGGUCUCACCUGUCCCGUAGACCCAUAUGGCCAAAGGAACAUUCAUCCAGGGUCUGGUGCUUCUGCCAGGAUGUUUUCAGUACCUCAGGGCCUGCAGACUCAGGCUCUCCUGAGGGACCAGGCCAGCACAGGAGUUUAUGAUCCACUACUGCAGGAACGCUGUGGUGAGCUGGCCAGCUGGCAGCAGCAGAAGCAGAAACUCGAGAGUCUGCGGCUACAGGUGGAACAAAUGCAGUUAAUGACAGGAGGAAGUGGACAGUAUUCAUCUCUCUAUCCAGCAACCUCUCACACGGAGAAUAGCAAGUGGGAUGCUGUCAUUAAAGCCAAUGAGAACUUGCUAAAAGAGAAAGAACUUACCAUUGAAAGACAGAAGCAGCAAAUGUCGCUGCUGGAACAGUGUCUCAGAGAGAGUGAGCUGCAGGUGCACAGUGCCCUCAUGGGACGUGGAGCCCCUUACACCGAUGUGUGUUUAAGACUGCAGGAAGCCCAACGGGAAAACGCUUUUUUGCGAGCCCAGUUUGCAGAGCGCAGUGACUGCUUUACCAAGGAGAAGCUAGAAGCGGACCGCAGACUGGGUGCAGUGGAAGCAGAGACACAACGUCUGAAUGAGGUGUUGAAAGAGAGCAGUGAAAAACAUGCAGAAGAGCUAAAGAAACAAGAGGAGAGGAUCCGAAGUCGAGACAAGCAUAUCAACAGCUUGAAAAAGAAGUGUCAGAAGGAGUCAGAGCAGAACAGAGAAAAACAGCAGCGGAUUGAGACACUCGAGCGAUAUCUUGCUGACCUUCCCACCAUGGAAGACUACCAGGCCCAGCACAAAAAGCUGGAGGAGGCAGAAGAGAGGGCAGCUCAGUUGCAGGCCACCAUCAGAGACCUGGAAGCCCAACUGGAGGAAGCCCGCAGUGCUGUGCGCAACAAAGAGACCCAACUGGAAGAACAGAGACGCAAGGAGAGAGAACUGCUUACAACAGUCACCAGUCUCCAGAACAGAGUGCAGGAGAGCCUUGAGGAUGGAGUGAAAUUGCCUUCUCUUGACAUAGAGAAGCUACGAGAAGAAAACACUACCUUGAAAGAUGAGCACCUGCGACUCAAGAAGGUCAUUGAAAAGCAACUCAGGAUAAUGGAGCAGCUUAGCUCACAGAUCAGGACUCUGGAGGAGCAGCUCUCUCAGGAGGAGUGCAGUAGUCGGGCGCUGCGAGAGGAGGUGGCAGAGAAAGAGGAGAGUCUGCUGCAGUUACGCACUGCUAUGAAAGAGCUCUCGUUGCAGAACCAGGAACUGAUGGAACAUAAUCUGACACUUCAAGAGCGUCUUCAGGGUGAGGAGGCACCAUGUGGCCGUGGUUUGCUCCCUGUGGGAGCCCGGCUCACCCAGAAGCUGUAUGGAGAGAUGGCCGCCUGUCUGUGUGACCUCCGCUCCCUCUGCAACGUCCUCACCCAGCGGGCUCAAGGCCAUGACCCAAACCUCUCCAUGCUGCUCGGCAUUGCCUCAGCUCCCCCUGCAGUAGGAGAGCAGUGGGAGGACUGGCUGAGCCCCGAGGGGCUGCAGAAGAAGCUGCAGGAAGCUCAGCAGCUCCGUCGAGACAUAGAGGAACUGAGAACCACAGUCUCUGACCGCUACGCUCAGGAUAUGGGAGAAAACUGCAUCACUCAGUGAGCUCGGACAGUACGGCUUGUGCUCAAUGAGGGUAACUCCACAUCACGAGUGCCUUUAAA
Molecule: messenger RNA, 2593 nt
Organism: Sinocyclocheilus grahami
Lineage: Eukaryota; Metazoa; Chordata; Actinopteri; Cypriniformes; Cyprinidae
Product: centrosomal protein of 85 kDa-like
Exons: 14
Coding region: 228-2534 (768 amino acids)
Cellular component (GO): centrosome
Source: RefSeq, a predicted model, not a curated record